GUCCGUCAUCCCGAGAUAGCUAGCGAGCGGGCUAGCCGCAAUAGCGACAAUGUAGCCGCGAAGGCGCCGCCGCCGCACGUCCUGUUAGCGGCGUUCGAUAGCUGUGUGUUCCGCUCGCUGUUUCCAUGGUGUUGUGGUGAAUAGAAUGUUUGACCUCGGUUUGGUUCUUUAAAAGCCUUUGACGUACACUUUUCAUCGGCGCUCUGUCUAACCCGAGAGAAAACGAAGAUUUUGUGUGAGUUUUGUUGAAAUUUAGCGACGCUGCGUGUUAAAGGCCUAGCUGCCGUCUGUUAGCCGAAGUGAGCCACUCUGUCGGAGCAGGUGGGAGGGAACAGCUGCUGGUGUUGUAAACGUGCUUCCGACUAGCAAAUUUCCACGGUCGGCUAUGAACAAUGACCAUAGUUGACAGAUCAUCAGAAAAGUCUGACCACGAGUCAGUCGGGUGUAACCGAUCCUCCUUCACCAGUGGAGACGUGGGGAUGGACGGCAGUUGUUCCAGCAGCUGGGCAGUGGGCCCCACUGUGCCCGGCGACUCUCCAAGGCUCAAGGCUCCAGUAGGCUGCCUGGGCCCCACUCCUGGAGCUGCUGUGUACAAUACACCCUCCUCUGUAGACCGGCCCAAGGAGCAAGUGAUAAGCAGUGGCGAUGGAAUUGACUUGCCCCAGAAGGUCCUGUUCUCUCCAGAUCGGCUCAACCUAAAGUGGGCCCAGGUUCACCGCAUUGGUGCAGGCCUCCAGAACAUGGGGAACACCUGCUUCCUCAACUCAGCCCUGCAGUGUCUCACCUACACCCCUCCCUUAGCCAACUACAUGCUGACGCGGGAGCACUCCAAGACAUGUCACGAGCCAGGGUUCUGUAUGAUGUGCACCAUGCAAAACCACAUCAUUCAGGUUUUUGCCAACUCUGGGAAUGUCAUUAAGCCCAUCGGUGUACUCAAUGAGCUUAAAAGGAUUGCAAAGCACUUCCGCUAUGGGAGCCAGGAAGAUGCACACGAAUUCCUGCGGUACACAGUGGAUGCUAUGCAAAAGUCCUGCUUACCUGGAACCAAAUUGGACAGGCAAACGCAGGCAACCACUUUCAUCCAUCAAGUGUUUGGCGGGUACCUAAGAUCCAGAGUUAAAUGUUUAAACUGCAAAGCCGUCUCGGAUACAUUCGACCCUUUUCUGGAUAUCACUCUGGAAAUUAAGACGGCUCUGAGUGUCUCCAAAGCUCUGGAGCAAUUUGUCAAGCCAGAACAGCUGGAUGGCGAAAAUGCAUACAAAUGCACCAAGUGCAAAAAAAUGGUAACAGCCUCAAAGAGAUUCACAAUCCAUCGCAGCUCCAAUGUGCUCACCCUCUCACUCAAACGCUUUGCAAACUUCAGUGGAGGCAAAAUCACAAAGGAUGUGAAAUACCCAGAGUAUCUGGAUCUGCGCCCCUUCAUGUCUCAGUCCCAAGGGGAGGCCCAGCUCUACGGGCUGUAUGCCGUACUGGUUCACUCUGGAUUCAGUUGUCAUGCUGGACACUACUUCUGCUAUAUUAAGGCCAGCAAUGGUCAGUGGUAUCAGAUGAAUGACUCCUCUGUGUCAGUGAGUGACAUCAGGUCUGUCCUCAAUCAGCAGGCCUAUGUUCUCUUCUACAUAAAGUCCACAGAUGUGAAAAAACCUGGGGACUACAGCCACUUGAACCAUAACCCUGGCAUCUCUGGGCAGUCAUCUCCCCGACCGGUGGUGAUCCCACGCGUCAACACCACUGUCCACCACAACAGUGUUGGCUUCAUAGGUCCACAGCUGCCACCACACAUGACCAAGAGUUCUCUUCAUGUUAAUGGGAAUGGAUCUCUGAGGGACUAUCCCACGAGCUCCAAGGCCAGCACCAGCAGCAGUGUGGUGGGGAAAUCAAACCAUGGCCUGGCUGCUUCUUCUUCCUCUUCUAUCUCCCACUCAGUCAGCCGGCCCACAAUGAUUCCAGACAGCGACAAACGGCAGAAGCUUUCAUUUUCAAUUGGACAAAGCAAACUGAACCGCACAGCCUCUUCCUCCUCAUCCUCUUACUGCCAGCCGUCCUCUGCCAGCAGCUCCUCCUCAAGCUCCUUGUCCUCCUCACAGUCUACCUCAGACGUCCAACCGGACGUUCGUUUUAUUCCGCGUCCACUAAACCAAGUUAACGGCAUGUCUUGCAGUAACGGGGAUCACCACCCUGGAGGAAACGGCGCAUCCUUCCUGGUGCCGUACAGUCAAGAGUCUUCAGAGGAAUCAGACCAGGAGAACUGUGGCACUCUGGAUAACGGCAGUUUAUCCAAGUCUCAUCCUAAGGAAAGUAAAGACACAGGAAAUGUCUUUGACAGUUCUCCCAAAACCACCAAUGGGGAGUCAGCUGUGCACCAUAUUGGCAAUGGAUUAAAUGGACCAACUUAUGGAGUCUCCAAAUCCAACCAAAACGGACACCAUAAAGUGAAUGGACACAGCAGCCCUGAUAAGCUCACUGGCAAUAAUCACGGCAGUUUGAUGUCUGCGGCUCCUGUUGCUAAUGGACUAGGCAGCGACCAUAGCCAACCAAACAAAGAUGCACAUAACCCUGCCUCAUCCCAGGCCGGUUCUUCUCAGAGCAUUCAUCCUGCUGCUAAUGAGAGCCAGGAUUUCUCCACUCCUGACACAAGGGCUAAAACUCUGUCUGAACCUCUGCCUCAUAGUACAGGAUCCUCCGCCGCUAGCUCGCCACCCUCAGCUACUGCUACAAAUACCCCUUCUAUUGCAUCUAAAGAGUCUGCUUCCACUCUUUCUUCUUCUGGGCAUGAUGGCAACCCUGCGGCCUUAUCCCCUCAGCUGGACUGCUCUCAAAGCACCAGUGCGGCUUCUGCAGCUUCACAGAAGGUUAGCGCAAGCAAGGCUGAAGCCAAGGCGCUACCACAAGCUAAAUGUACAUCAACAGGGACUGAAGGACAUAAGGAUACUAAGGAGCAGUACCAGUCCAAGCCUAGCUCUAGAGGCAGUGAAAGACGAUCUUCCCGAGACAGGGAUAAGGACAGACUGCACUCUAGUUAUGGCAGAGAUAGAGAGAGGCACUACAGGGAUAGGAGUCACGAGCGAGAAAGUGACAGUGAUGGUCACCGGUACAGAAGGGACUACAGAGAUAACCACCAUCGCCAGUACAGAGAUCGUUUCCCUCCCCCCGGACGUUACUACAGGGAAUGGGAGGCCGAGCGCAACCGGGAGCGAACUUUCCAGCACCCUCGGGAGCGCGAUGGCGACCGGUGCUCUAACCAUUACCAUUACUAUCGUUACCGGUCGAGAGAGGAUGUGGACCACGAGCGAAGGGGAUACGGUCACUCCCACCGCGAGGAAUCACGCGGCAGUCGGAGGUGGCCUCAGGAGAGUCGAGACUCCUUGGCGAUGAAGGAUAAGUCCAAUGGCAAAGAGAGGGAAUAUUACCCUUCAAAGACUGAAACUUCUUCACCUUAUGCAGUGCCGGAAACAAACAAGCUCAAGGGCUCCCCGCCACGGGCUCGCCUUUCCUCUUUUGAUUCAGCUCCAAACAAGGAGGAUCAAAAUCACAAGAGGACCGAUCGCCUCAGCAGGGAGAGGGACGGCAGCUCUGAGGCUCGCCACACUAAAAAACACAAAAAGAGUAAGAAGAAGAAGAAAUCAAAGGAUAAAGACAGACACCGCGAGAGCGGGAGCUCUGACGGGGAUUCAGACAGACCUGCAGAAGCAAAAAAGAAGAAGAAGAAAAAGAGGCGGCACCGGGACAGCGACCCCGAACAGCACAGCCCGGACGCAGCUCGCAGCCACAGAAACAGGAGCAGCGAGGAAAGGGAGAGGCGCAAGCGGCAUUACGCUGACAUUAAGGACUCUAAACAGGAAGAUGGCUAUUCGCCGGAAAAACGGCGCCGCACAGAGGGCAGCGGCAGUCAUCUACUCCCCUCCCAUCACACCGCGCCAACAAACGGUUCAAAUUAUGGCCAUCUCAAUGGAUACACAGGUUACAGCCGCAGCGGCAGUGGAUUUUCCAGCGACCUGAAACACUGACUCUACACCAUUUUAACAACAGCAGAGGAAUGACAUCAACUUUUUUGAUGUGGUGCUUCUUCAUUGGGAAUAUAUUGUAUUUUUACCACAAGUAAAGUGUUUUAAAAACUUUUUUUUUUUUUUUUAAACUGGAGUUGAUUUAUUUGCCGUUAUUUCUCCAAGGUAAUGGUUAAAGAGAAACUGUCAUCUGUUGAACAUUUAUGAUGAAGAAUAUUAAUAUAUACUUGUAUGAACACAAAGCCUGGAGCUUAAACAUCUCAACUGCUGCUCAGUGGAACUCAGGACUUGAAAAACAUGUUAACAUCCAUCAGAUAUCCACCUGCUUCGAAGAGGAAUGACAUUUUCUUUAAAAAAAAAAAAAAAAAAAAAAAAAAAAAA
Molecule: messenger RNA, 4385 nt
Organism: Archocentrus centrarchus (flier cichlid)
Lineage: Eukaryota; Metazoa; Chordata; Actinopteri; Cichliformes; Cichlidae
Gene: usp42
Product: ubiquitin specific peptidase 42
Exons: 18
Coding region: 393-4007 (1204 amino acids)
Biological process (GO): regulation of apoptotic process; protein deubiquitination
Cellular component (GO): nucleus; cytosol
Molecular function (GO): cysteine-type deubiquitinase activity
Source: RefSeq, a predicted model, not a curated record